AUGGUAUACUGUGGGAAGCCGUCGAGGGGCUGCCAGAUGUGCAGAACUCGGCGUAUCAAGUGUGACGAAACAAAGCCUACUUGCAAUCAAUGCGCCAAGAGUCGAAGAAUCUGUCCUGGAUAUAAAGAUGAGUUUGACUUGGUCUUUCGCAAUGAAACUCAAGCAACAGAGCGGAGAGCGAGAAGGGCCUCGAAGAAAGCUCUGGCGCAGAAGCAUGGGCGAGCAGCAGAUCGCGCCGUCUCACCAUCGUCCUCUUCCUCGUCAUCUGAAGGCCGUGGCUCCUUGUCACCGACAUCGACGGCAUCCCGACUACCUCGUGUUUCGGUGGCACCUCAACUGCCUCUAGAAGAUCAGGCUGCCUGCCAUUUUAUUUCCAACUAUGUCCUAGUUCCCCGUCAUGGCAGUCUUGUUGGCUUCAUGGAAUUCGUGGUCCCACUAUUAAAAGCCGACACCGUCCCUGCUCAUUACAAGUACGCAUUUGAGGCUUGUGCUUUGGCAUCUCUUAAUAAUGGCGUCGGCAAUCGGAAUCAUUUUGAGAAGCAGGCAUUGGGGAAGUACACCAAGGCACUUUCGACAACAUUUGCGGCCCUUCGCGACCCUGAAGUUGCUAAAGAGGAUGCCACUCUGGCUGCCGUACUGCUCUUGGGCUUGUUCGAAAACAUUACAGCCAAGACUAUGGGCAUGUUGGCUUGGGGCUCUCACAUCGAGGGCGCGAUACAGUUGGUUAAAGCUCGCGGACGAAAACAACUAGACACAAAAGUUGGGCUCAACAUGUUUAUUGCCGUUCGGACACAAAUGAUUAUUCAUAGUCUAAGCACAUCAAAAUCUCCGGGGAUGGAUGCGUCAUGGUGGAUUGAGGACGCAGUGAGAGACCGGCAUGCAUCCGAAUGUCAGCGGCUUUGUAUAAAGGUUGGUGAGCUAAGGUCGGAAGCCAACAGGCUCCUCACAACGGUACCCAGGACGCCUGAUAACAUGGAAAUUGUUAUCGACAUGAUUCGACGUUGUCAAGCACAGGACCAAGCUUGCGCGAGCUGGUGCAAAAAUCUCCCCGACUACUUCCAAUGCAAGACGGCUGCGUGGGAAGAUAAUGUGCCCAACGGUGACUACACUAAAGCUGAGGUGUACCCUGGGAGGGUAGAUGUUUACAACGACCUGUGGGUGUCUACCAUUUGGAACAUGCUGCGAUGUGGUCGAAUCAUACUCAACUCCAUUAUUGUGCGGUGUGCGGCUUGGGUUUGUGCCCCUGUUGAUUACCGGACAACUCCAGAAUAUGCCAAUGCCGCCAGAACGACUGUGGAUAUCGUCACAGACGUCAUUUCAUCGGUUCCUUACCAACUCGGCUGGUUCUGCAAACGCAAAGACCUCUUGGAACGAGCGAACCUCUCGACCUUUGCAUGUGGCGAGGACGACUCAUCAAAGGGCCUAUCGGGAUAUUUCAUGACAUGGCCCCUUGCUUUCAUUCACUCCUUGGAUUAUCUGACAGACUCCCAGAGAACAUGGGUUCGUGGACGGCUUCAAUACAUUGGCUCCCAGCUGGGUGUGCGGUACGCAUUACUACUGACUCAGUUGAACAUCCGGAUACCUUCUAUGCUAAUCUGUCGGGAUGGACUCAUUGCGAGACCUUUUCCAAUGAUGCACGACUUUGAGAGACAGCUUUCGUCCAAAGUACCCCGCCCGACGCCAAGUUUCUACGCAAGCCCUCUCGUGCCGCAGCAUGAAACGGCAGAGAGAGCAAAGUUGGACCAGGAAGCCGUUGAUGUGCUGAAUAAAGUGAUAGGGUCCUCCGGCAGUGUUGAUGAACGAAGAACCAAAACGUGGCUGGAAUUCCAGCACGUUACUACAACUGCAAUUUAG
This is a messenger RNA of Pochonia chlamydosporia 170, 1854 nucleotides long. RefSeq names its product negative acting factor. Lineage: Eukaryota; Fungi; Ascomycota; Sordariomycetes; Hypocreales; Clavicipitaceae. Gene Ontology annotation, biological process: regulation of DNA-templated transcription. The transcript is spliced from 4 exons. The record is from RefSeq and is a predicted model, not a curated record. Gene Ontology annotation, molecular function: zinc ion binding; DNA-binding transcription factor activity, RNA polymerase II-specific. The coding region runs from base 1 to 1854 and encodes 617 amino acids.